Molecule: messenger RNA, 564 nt
Organism: Trypanosoma cruzi
Lineage: Eukaryota; Euglenozoa; Kinetoplastea; Trypanosomatida; Trypanosomatidae
Product: mucin TcMUCII, putative
Exons: 1
Coding region: 1-564 (187 amino acids)
Source: RefSeq, a predicted model, not a curated record
AUGAUGACGUGCCGUCUGCUGUGCGCCCUGUUGGUGCUUGCCCUGUGCUGCUGCCCGUCCGUGUGCGUGACAGCGACGGAGGGUAGCGGAGAACAAAAAGGGGCCAACGGUUCACCAACUGCUCUGUCACCGGGAGCAGGUGGUGCAGAGUUAACAAGUACUUCGACGGAGACAAGUUCAACAGGUAUGACAGUUACGUUAGCGAACAAGGAUCAAGUGCGGGAACCCGCUCUGGCAGGGAACUCAGAUACAGGAGGUUCGGAGAAUAUUCCAAAAGAGGUACCAGGUGGGUCCGAUGAGUCAGGGUCGCCAGGUGGGUCAGUUAGCCCAGCUGCAGCACCAAGUUCCGUGACAGCUUCUGUACCGGCACAAAGUCAGAAGGAAAAUGCGCCAACAACAACAACCACUACGACGACAAAAGCACCAACUACCACCACCACUACGACAACCACUCGCGCACCGUCACUUCUUCGCGAAAGCGACGGCAGCCCCAGCAGCUCUGCGUGGGUGUGUGCCCCGCUGCUGCUCGCCGUAUCCGCGCUGGCGUACACCACUCUGGGCUGA